Macrosteles quadrilineatus (aster leafhopper) is the source of this 2491-nucleotide messenger RNA. RefSeq names its product SHC-transforming protein 1-like. The transcript is spliced from 11 exons. Gene Ontology annotation, cellular component: plasma membrane. The record is from RefSeq and is a predicted model, not a curated record. Gene Ontology annotation, molecular function: receptor tyrosine kinase binding. Bases 229 to 1443 code for a protein of 404 amino acids. Gene Ontology annotation, biological process: intracellular signal transduction; cell surface receptor protein tyrosine kinase signaling pathway. Lineage: Eukaryota; Metazoa; Arthropoda; Insecta; Hemiptera; Cicadellidae.
GUGUCAAAUUUUGCUGUCAAAAUUACAUUGUUUUGUUAUGAUUCAUACCUUGAGACAUGUGGCUCAACCAUCUUUUCCCUUGACUUAAAUUUAUUGAAUUAUAGAAAAAUAAGUUAGCAAUUCUCUUUAGAAUUUUGUUGUGGCUUUUAUUUCAAAUCAAGUAAGUUAUAAGUUAGCUUUUGUUUUAGGCCUAGACUCUAGGAAGCCCCUCAAAUUGUUCUUGGUAAAAUGCCACGCCCAUUGCCUGAAGCUUCGGGUAACAUUGGAAAUUUUAUGAGCAAACCUGCUAGGGGAUGGUUACAUCUGGAUCAUACAAUUACAAAGAAAGGCGUAACUUAUGCUGUCCGGUACAUUGGCUGCCUUGAAGUUAAGACUUCAAUGAAAAGUCUUGAUUUUGACACACGGUUUCAAGUAGCCAAGGAAUGUAUAAACAGAGUGUGUGAAGCAGCUGGACUGAAGACUGUUGAUAAGAAGCGAAAGGUGGACAAGCGCGUCGUCCGCAGUAUAGGUGAGCAGCCGCACAUGGAGCAUGCUGGAACCAACGUCAACCUCACCAUCUCCAGCACUAGUCUGUCCCUGCGUACACUGGACGGUGGACAGGUGGUAGCGUCCCAUGAGAUGCCCAGGAUAUCCUUUGCAUCCGGGGGUGACGUGGAUACGCUGGACUUUGUCGCUUACGUAGCCAAGGACCCUCGUGAGUGGAGAGCGUGUUACGUGCUGGAGUGCGGCGGAGGACUGGCACAAGACGUCAUCACUACUAUCGGACAGGCUUUUGAGCUUAGGUUCAAACAGUUCCUCACCCUGCCCAACCUACCACAGUCUACAGUAAGAACAGACGACAGAGAGUACUACAACGAUCUGCCUGGCAAGGUACCACCUGAUGUAGGCCCUCCGCCUGUGCCACCUCUACCUAACGCUACCUCCAUGGCCCCUCAACCUAGAGAGCGGCUCGUAUCGACCAACCUCAUAGAUCUGAACUGUGAUAUCAUCGGUCCUCCCACUCGCACUCACGACUACGUUAACGACAUUGUGAUCAACAAUAGAUCACCCAGAGACGUAUUUGAUAUGCAACCGUUUGUGAGCAACGCAGCAGCAGCGCCGACAGAGUCUGCAGAACAAACGGAACGCAACAGACUGCAAAGUGAAGCAUGGUUCCACGGGUCUAUCAGCAGACAACAGGCAGAACAAUUGCUCAGACAGGAUGGAGAUUUCCUAGUGAGAGAGUCGCAGGGUUCGGCUGGUCAGUAUGUGUUGACAGGCCUACAGGGUGGAGUCAAGAAACACCUCCUACUCAUAGACCCUGAGGGAGUGGUUCGCACAAAGGACCGAAUGUUUGAAAGUGUCAGUCAUCUGAUCAACUACCACUGCCAGAACAAACUUCCGAUCAUCUCUGCGGAGAGUGCACUAGUGCUGCGGAACCCUGUGCCUAGAACUGCGCUGUAAGCUACACUAGGGAAAGUUGAGGGAAAACUUUUAAAACUACCUUUUUGAGUACUGAGCGUUGUAGUUUGAUUUUAAAAUAUGUUCCGAAUUAAAAGCUACUAAAAUUACAAAUGCCGUGUAGCUUGCCUAGUGGCAAGAGUCAGGUUCGAUCCUAGUAUAUCAAUAAUUUGAUGGGGUUAGACCACUUUCCCGUAAACACGUUUAAACUUUCAUACAAAAUGUGCUUUAGUUUCGAUAAAAAAGUUAAAAACAUCUGGAUAUACUUUCACAUGAACGAUUUAAUGUUUAUUAAACUAACCUAUUAUCAACUAGUGAUAUUUUUCCCUUGACUGAGUCAUAACCUUUUGUCUGUCUUUUGUUGUGUAUGAAUUGGCUCAGAAGUCUAGUUCAGAACUGUUUUAAUUUUAUUUUUUUAAUAACAGUUAAAAACUUUAUCUACUGUUAAAUCUGUGUCAUUUGUCAAACAUUAGACCUUUCAUUUAACAAUAUUCCAAAAACAAAUAUUACACCACCAUAUCACUGCUUUACAGAACGGUUGAAAUCUGAUGUUCAAAGUAUUACAAUUUUACUUCUUUUCUCAAUUCUUGAACCUCAUUGUUCCAAACUUGGACUGUAAAGUAACAAAACAAUACUGUAAAGUAAAUAAACAAUACUGUAAACUGAAUCCUUUCAACUCUAAGAACUGAAUUGAAAAAACUAGUUUAAAAAAACGGCCGUAGAUAAAUAUUGUUUAUAUCCUUUAAGUAUUUGCAUGAUGCAGCGUUGUUAAUGAAUUUUUACAUGGAUGUGCUUAUUUUUUCACAAGCAAAACCGACGAAAUAUAUUUUUAAAAUCCAAAAGAUAUUUUUGAAGGGAUAUUUUAUAUCUUUAAUGCGUCUUGAACCAACCUUUUCAUUAGUUACCACUUAUAAUCAAUUAAAACUUAAGUUUAGUUUAUCAAUAUACAAUUAUUUAUAUACUUUUCAUUUUGCAUAUAAGUUGUCCAAUUCUUUGUGGAGUUUAACAGUAAUUUUGCAAUUGAUCUGGGUUGACCAGUAAGUUUUUUUUU